AUGAAGGCAAAGAUAGUAAUACUUGAGGAAAACAAAUGUCGCCUUGAAGGACGAGCAGAUCAGCUGGAAAAGGAUCUAAAAGAAAGUAGAAAGGAAAAUAUCCGCUUGGAGGUCCAUCAAGAGAGACAGAAUAAACGUGAAAAGAAACUCGUAAGGAACCUGAUUGCCUUAGGGGAGCAAUAUAAAAGAGAGAUGAACGCCAUAAAAGAAACACAUGCAGAGGAGAUAAAUGCCUUAAAAGAAAGAAAUGCAGAAGAGGUGAAUGCUUUAAAAGAAAGAAAUGCAGAGGAGAUGUUGGCGCUCAAGAAGCAGUUGCAUACCUUGAAAGAGGCACUUGCCACUACUCAAAACAAUAAUUACAGCUUGAAUGAGGUACUUGUCACAGCUCAAAACAACAAUUACAACUUGAAUGAGACACUUGCCACAAUUGCGGCUCAAAACAAUGAUUACAGUUUGAAGGAGACACUUGUUACAGCUCAAAACAACAUUUACAACCUGAACGAGGUACUUGGCACAGCUCAAAACAUCAAUUACAGCUUGAAUGAGGCACUUGCCACAAUGGCAGAUAAAAACAACAAUUGUUUACUCAAAUAUGAUGGGUAA
Dovyalis caffra is the source of this 603-nucleotide messenger RNA. The record is from the annotation of a GenBank genome assembly. NCBI's taxonomy places the organism in Eukaryota, Viridiplantae, Streptophyta, Magnoliopsida, Malpighiales, Salicaceae.